Drosophila ficusphila is the source of this 1487-nucleotide messenger RNA. RefSeq names its product WW domain-containing oxidoreductase (gene Wwox). Lineage: Eukaryota; Metazoa; Arthropoda; Insecta; Diptera; Drosophilidae. The transcript has 6 exons. Gene Ontology annotation, molecular function: protein binding. The coding region runs from base 179 to 1405 and encodes 408 amino acids. The record is from RefSeq and is a predicted model, not a curated record.
AGAAGCGGUUAUGUUAACGAAACGGUUAUGUUAAUAAUAAGUCUACCGGCAACUGUUAAAGCAACAGCUGUUUUUGCCGGCGAACUAUUCAACACUGUUUUUAACCGGCUGUCUUGGAAUUUGUUUUCCUUGAAAUAUUUAAACCAAAAACUUUUAAAUAGUUUUAAUCCGUCUCAAAAUGAUGUCUCUACCUGAUACUGAUAGUGAGGAUGAGCUGCCACCUGGUUGGGAGGAGAGGGCCACCGACGAUGGAACCGUUUGCUAUGUGAACCAACAAGGUAAAACCUCACAGUGGACACAUCCACGGACAGGGCGCUCGAAACGAAUUACUGGGGAAUUGCCCUUGGGUUGGGAGAAGUACUACGAUGAGCAGGGCAAGCGGUUCAUGUUCCUCAACAAGGAAACGCAGCAAAGGACGAAUGUGGAUCCCCGUUUGGCUUUCGCCGUGGAGGAGCCCACGCAAAAUGUUUCCCAGGUGCGCCAGCGAUUCGACUCCUGUACCACCGCACUGCAGGUCCUGCACGGGAAGGAUUUGCACGGCCGAACAGCUUUGAUAACUGGUGCCAAUUGUGGUAUUGGCUUCGAAACCGCCCGUUCGUUGGCUCAACACGGUUGUGAAAUCAUCUUAGCCUGUCGGAACAGGACCUCUGCCGAGGCUGCCAUCGAAAAGAUUGUCCAGGAGCGACCAGCAGCCCGUUCCCGCUGUCGUUUUGUGGCCCUUGACUUAAGCUCCUUGCGCUCAGUUCAGCGAUUCGUUCAAGAAAUCAUUCAGAACUUUAGCCACAUUGAUUAUCUAAUCCUGAACGCCGGCGUAUUUGCACUGCCCUACACAAAGACCGAGGAUGGUCUGGAAACCACAUUCCAAGUAUCUCACCUGUCGCAUUUCUACUUGACAUUGCAACUGGAGCCGCUUUUCGAUUAUAAAACACGGAUCGUUGUUCUGUCAUCCGAGUCGCACAGGUUCGCCAAUCUGCCCGUGGAGAACCUGGCGGUGCACCAUCUCUCGCCGCCGCCGGAGAAGUACUGGAGCAUGAUGGCCUACAACAAUGCCAAGUUGUGCAAUGUCCUCUUCGCCCAGGAACUCGCCCAGCGCUGGAAACAGCGAGGAAUUUCCGUGUUCAGUGUGCAUCCUGGCAACAUGGUUUCCACUGAUAUAUCGCGAAACUAUUGGUUCUACCGCCUGCUUUUCGCCAUUGUGCGUCCCUUUACCAAGUCUCUGCAACAAGCUGCUGCCACAAGUGUUUUCUGUGCCACAGCCAACGAGCUGACUGGCUUGUCUGGACUGUACUUCAACAACUGCUUCUUCUGUGAGCCCAGCAAACUGUCCAAGAGUGUUCCACUGCAGCAGCAGCUCUGGCGACUCAGCGAGAACUUGAUUUCCGAGCUUCUGGAGGCGGAGCAGUAGUAACCAAAUAGUUCACUUUUAAUAUUCCUAUUUAUUCUCCAUGCGGAAUAAAUUACCGCGAAAUUGCAUUUUUUUAACUCAA